This is a messenger RNA of Pyrgilauda ruficollis (rufous-necked snowfinch), 1964 nucleotides long. RefSeq names its product tropomyosin 3 (gene TPM3). Lineage: Eukaryota; Metazoa; Chordata; Aves; Passeriformes; Passeridae. Gene Ontology annotation, cellular component: actin filament. The record is from RefSeq and is a predicted model, not a curated record. Gene Ontology annotation, biological process: muscle contraction; actin filament organization. The transcript has 9 exons. Bases 37 to 891 code for a protein of 284 amino acids. Gene Ontology annotation, molecular function: actin filament binding.
AUCCCGCUGCCCACCGCUGCCCGUGUGCCACCGAGGAUGGAGGCCAUCAAGAAGAAGAUGCAGAUGCUGAAGCUGGACAAGGAAAACGCCCUGGACCGGGCAGAGCAGGCGGAGGCUGAGCAGAAGCAGGCGGAGGAGCGGAGCAAGCAGCUGGAGGAUGAGCUAGCUGCCAUGCAGAAGAAGCUAAAGGGGACAGAGGAUGAACUGGACAAAUACUCUGAGGCCCUGAAAGACGCCCAGGAGAAGCUGGAGCUGGCAGAGAAGAAGGCGGCGGACGCUGAGGCAGAAGUGGCAUCUCUGAAUCGCCGUAUCCAGCUGGUAGAGGAGGAGUUGGACCGAGCUCAGGAGCGCCUUGCCACAGCUCUGCAGAAGCUGGAAGAGGCAGAGAAGGCGGCAGAUGAGAGCGAAAGAGGCAUGAAAGUCAUUGAAAACAGAGCUCUGAAGGAUGAAGAGAAGAUGGAACUGCAGGAAAUCCAGCUCAAAGAAGCCAAGCACAUUGCAGAGGAGGCAGACAGGAAGUAUGAGGAGGUUGCUCGGAAACUGGUGAUCAUUGAAGGGGAUCUGGAGCGUACUGAAGAGAGAGCUGAGCUUGCAGAGUCUCAUUGCCGGGAGCUGCAGGAGCAGAUCAGAGUGAUGGACCAGAACUUGAAGUGUCUGUCUGUUGCCGAAGAAAAGUACUCUCAAAAAGAGGAUAAAUAUGAAGAAGAGAUCAAGAUUCUGACUGAUAAACUCAAAGAGGCGGAGACCCGUGCUGAAUUUGCUGAACGCUCUGUAGCCAAGCUGGAGAAGACCAUUGAUGAUCUGGAAGAUAAACUGAAAUCCACCAAAGAGGAGCAUCUCUGCACGCAAAGAAUGCUGGACCAGACCCUGCUAGACCUGAAUGAGAUGUAAUGGAUCCCUGCCACUGCCUCUGCCUUGCGGUGCCAGCCCAGCUGCUGCUGCCCUCUAACCCUGGGACCAGAGUUUACUUUCUGUUGCCAACUUGACCAAACACAAAUCUCCUUUGUUCCAGGGUUAAAGGCCACCAGGUUGGGCAGAGCUUCAAACAGCAUCAUUAAGGGAAGUAAACAAUGCAAUAAUGUUUGGAGAGCAUGUUUGAGAUGUACACAUUUUGUAACUACCUUUUUUUGUAGCGACCAUUAUAAACAUUCCAAAUAACGUGUGAGGCUGGUGAGCUACACUUCAGAGCUCUUGGCUUUAGAACUUGGUAUUAGCCUUGUGUUAAUCAGCUCUGGGCCACCCUGCUUUGGCAGGGCAGGAAACGGAUAUGAUGGUUCUGUGAGUCAGAGUAGCCAGGCUAGGGUGACAGCCUGUUGAGAGAACUUCCUUUUCCAGGAGCUGUUUGCCAAAAGCACAGUUCAGUUUUUCAGCUUUAAGGUAGCUCUAUGUUGGGAAGGAACAACUUGGGUGAAAGGUGUCUUUUUUGGGGGGUUGUUUUUUUUUUUUUCCUUAAGCCAAGCCAGUCAUAUGAACAAUUGAACCAAUUGAACCUUCACAGGGAUUGUGUCCCUUCCCCUCCACACCUGAAGGGCUUAGAGAAGUCCCUGUCCCUGUAACCCAUUCCUACCCUGGAGCUGACUUUGCCUUCACUAAGUGCUGAUGCACCAAGCUUCACUGCUCAUCACUGGGUUACACUUAACAACUUAAGUACAACAGCCUUGUGUCCUUGGAGAAGUGUUUUUGCCUACCUGGAGGGAGGGAGCCAAGCCUUCCCUCCUGCCCAGGACUGCUCUUAUUGUCUUAAUUGAGUCCAAGCCAUGUCGCUGUGCAUUGCUGAUGUGUCGUGUUGUGAGGCGUGAGCGUGGCGACGUCACGCUCGCAGCGUGUAGCUUGUGGUUUGAGCAUGCUGCCUGGUUGUAGCAGUUUUUGGGGCCAAUCUGGAGACAAAAACCAUAUCCAGUGUUUUGAUACUAAAUUGAAAAAUUGUGUUACUGUCUUUUGAAAUAAAAACUGAUCCCUCCACA